AUGACGUCCGAAGACUCAGUGCGAGCGUGCGCAGAGAUGUUGUAUCUCUCGCUCUUGCAAACCCAUCGCGAUGCGCUGACUCCAUGCAUCCUGCGCAUGAUGCAGUCGACAUCAGCGUGGAUGGCAAGCCCCACACCAGUGCAAGAUGACAUCCUCCGCGCAGACGCCGUGCUCUUGGCCGCCGGGCUCUCGUCGUACGAUCUCCACGAGAGCUUCGACUUUGAGCCGUGGUUUCUGCACACCUUGGUGCCGUACCUGCAGUCUCCAAUUAGCCAAACUGUCUCUGGCGUGCCAGUUCUCCCGCGGCGCAUCGUGUGGCUCAUCGGAUGCUGGCUCGCGCAGCUGUCCAACCAAGUCCGCAUCCCGCUUUACGAAGCAUUGCUCCAACUCCUCUCCGCGCCCAAGUCAGAUACAUGUGUGAAACUGGCGGCCGUUCAAACCCUUGAGUCGCUCGUGAACGACUGGGGCUUCGACCAAGCCACGUUUGUUCCGUUCCUUCCAUCCGCCAUCGGGUGCUUGUACACCUUCUUCGGCGACCCUGCUGUCGUCACAACCGACACUCGUUUGAAGGUUCUGGGAUGCGUUGAAGCCAUUGUCCACGUGUGUGGCAGUGCCAUGGGUCCGUGCAUCAUCCAAGUCGUGAAUCCCCUGCCGGCCAUUUGGGAAGCGGCCGGUUCAGUCGACGCCAAUCUCUUGCGUGGAAAGAUUCUGUCGCUGUUGACGCGCAUCAUGGAGAUCGAUUGGCAAGACGUGGCUGAUGUAGAGCUGCAGAAUAUGGUGCUGUCGGUCGUGUCGUUCGCGACGAACCCCAACCAGCCCGACUCGGUGUACCUGAUGGACCAAGGCCUUGCGCUGUGGAUUCGACUCACAGAGGUCGUGGAUGCGUACACACCGCCACUGCAUGAUGUGUUUGCCAACAUCGUCCAGACUCUGUCGCGCGACACCGAACACGUUCAGUCUGGUCUGAUGCUGCUCGAGAAUUACGCAAUCCUUGGGACGACGACAUUCUGGUCUGCAUAUGGCCUGGACGUGUCGCGACUCGUUCGGUCGUUCGUGGGGGAGGUCAAGCCCGAGAUCAGCCAUGUGAUCUGCCGGGUUGUCGAUCGACUGCUUCAGCUUCUCCCUCCAGAUUCGGUCAUGCCCCUCCAAGAUGUCCUGGCUGCGUUGUGGGCCAUUGUCCAAGAACAGCCUCGACAAGAGAAGGAGCUUGUCGUGGUGUCAUAUUUGUCGACACUGGCCGCGGCGUCGCUGCACGCCCCAGCGGUCUUCUUCACUGUCGUUCCCACGGACCACGUCUCUUUGUUUUUGGAUACCAUGCUGCAGUUCUUCUUCUCUGUCGCGUUCACAGCGGUUGGCCCUGUCAGACGGCGCAUCUGGGUCUCCUCACUGUGCUCGUUCCUGACGGUGACGCCGGCGGUGCUCGAGCGUAUGGGCCUUAUUCUCGAAGCAUGCGUCGAGGUUGUGGGCGAAGCCGAUCCGUUGGACGUGAACGACGACGACCUGGCCACAACCCGCCGCAGUUUGCUCUUGACUCAAAAAACCAAGCUGCUUCCCCCUACAAUCCCUUACAUCAAACAAUACGUGUGUGCGCAGCUCAACCAGUGCGCCCAAAUGGUUGGCGCAGAGGCAUUCAGCCAAAGCAUGGCACUCGUCGAGGCCAGUGUAGUCAAUACCAUCCAGGCAUUGUGA
Aphanomyces invadans is the source of this 1689-nucleotide messenger RNA. RefSeq lists its product as hypothetical. Gene Ontology annotation, biological process: protein import into nucleus. Lineage: Eukaryota; Oomycota; Saprolegniomycetes; Saprolegniales; Verrucalvaceae. Gene Ontology annotation, cellular component: cytosol; nuclear envelope. The transcript is spliced from 6 exons. The coding region runs from base 1 to 1689 and encodes 562 amino acids. The record is from RefSeq and is a predicted model, not a curated record.